UUCAAUUACCGACUAUUUGAUAGCUAACAGCUGUGCGUCGCGAUAUUUUUAAUCUGCUUUGUAAAUAUUUCCUCGAUGUGAACUUGAAAAGCUCAGAAGCGAAUCAAUUCCAGUACAAUUAACUAAUUUUAGUUUACGCUGGGCUGAGCAAUGACUGUGAAUCACAUUGUGAUAGGUGGUGGAACGGGGUUCAUAGGAACCGCAUUGGUCAAUGCUUUUAAACAGCGAGGCUUCUGUCCAAUUAUAAUAUCUCGUAUGCCAGGACCGUUUCGCAUGUCUUGGCAUGAUCUUGAGCGUGAUGGUCUACCAAAGAAUACGACUGCAGUGGUGAAUGUUGCAGGACAGAAUAUACUUGAUCCAACCCAAAGGUGGACUCCUGGAUUCAAGCAAAAUAUAUGGAACAGCAGAGUUGAAACUACGAAGUUACUGGCUCGGGCCGUCACUGCCUGUCCUCCCAAAGUCUUUGUCACAAUAUCUGGCGUCGCUUAUUAUCCACCCGACAAAAAGGAAUACAACGAAGAAAGCAUCUGCAACAAGUACGAUUUUUUAUCAGAACUCUGUCACGAGUGGGAAGACGCGGCUAAACUGCCAAAGGACCUAAACGUGCGACAGGCCAUAAUUCGAUCAGGUGUCGUGCUCGGUAGAACGGGAGGAAUGAUCAAGCAGAUAUUUAUCCCGUUUUACGUAGGACUAGGUGGUCCCAUUGGCAGUGGAAAGCAGCCCAUGCCUUGGAUACACAUCGAUGAUAUUUCUAACAUUUUCGUAAAUGUUGUGGAAAACGAUAAUGUAUCCGGUAUAUUCAAUGGAGUUGCGCCUCAGGUUGUGACCAACAAAGAAUUCACAGACGCUUUUGCUUCUGCACUUUGGAGGCCGGCUAAAAUCCCAGUUCCUGAAUUUGCUCUAGCGCUUGCAUUUAACAGAGAAAGGGCGAAGAUCAUGACGGAAGGACAAAAAGUUAUCCCAAAACGGGUCUUGGAGUCGGGAUUCAAAUACAAGUAUCCAACGAUCGAUUUGGCCUGCAAUGAUAUUGCAAAAUGGUGAUGAAGCACUCGGCAGUUCUGACCGAAGGAAUAUCGAAUCGAAUUAUCAGUCAUAAAGUGCUAGCAUAGUCUGUGGAAGAAUUUCGAUGUUCCAGUCAUCUUUGUAUUUAUAGAAGCAUUCUUUGUUUUGAUAGAAAUGCAAAAUAUACGCAUAUAUAAUCACCUGUUACGAAGAUCUUAUGUCAGUUGUGAAAAUUUGAAACAGGUUUGCUUACGGAACACAUUAUAUCACAGUCAGUUACUUAUCUUUACAAUUAAAAUUCUGGCAGAGAA
Messenger RNA from Neodiprion virginianus, 1313 nucleotides. Its product is annotated as epimerase family protein SDR39U1. The transcript is spliced from 6 exons. The record is from RefSeq and is a predicted model, not a curated record. The coding region runs from base 151 to 1041 and encodes 296 amino acids. NCBI's taxonomy places the organism in Eukaryota, Metazoa, Arthropoda, Insecta, Hymenoptera, Diprionidae.